Necator americanus (New World hookworm) is the source of this 285-nucleotide messenger RNA. RefSeq lists its product as uncharacterized. Gene Ontology annotation, biological process: double-strand break repair via nonhomologous end joining; DNA integration; mitotic DNA integrity checkpoint signaling. The transcript has a single exon. Gene Ontology annotation, cellular component: condensed chromosome; site of double-strand break; nucleus. Bases 1 to 285 code for a protein of 94 amino acids. NCBI's taxonomy places the organism in Eukaryota, Metazoa, Nematoda, Chromadorea, Rhabditida, Ancylostomatidae. The record is from RefSeq and is a predicted model, not a curated record. Gene Ontology annotation, molecular function: single-stranded DNA binding; single-stranded DNA endonuclease activity; histone H3K36 methyltransferase activity.
AUGGCCGAACAUUCCACCCAUAUUCGACACAUACUCCUUUACGAGUUCGAAUUUGGCCACCCCGCUGCUGAAGCCCAUCGAAACUUAAGUCAAGUAUUCGGCCCUGAAGCCUCUUCUGAGCGAUCUGUGCGCGCCUGCUUCCAGAGCUUCAAAACCGGGGACAAGAAAUUCGAAGAUGAGCCUCGCUCUGGUCGACCGACUGCAAUAUCGUUGACGAACUGCAGCAUCCAUAUGAAGGUGUGCGAUAAUUUGCUGCCAGUCUUGGCUGUUCGCUGUCCACCGUGA